AUGAGACCUGCAACGAACCCUGGAUCAUUUGAGCCACCGGAAAACGAUUCUGGAUGGACACGGACACCAAACGGAGUGUUCGCCACGGACGAUGUCGUUAUUGGCGCCGAUAGACCAGCGGCAAAAUUGACGGUUGAUGGGGAUAUUUACACCAGCGGACGAGUUGUCUGCCCAUCGGAUAUUCGUCUCAAGGAAGAUAUCACCGAUAAAGAAACGUGUGUGGCGUUGGCCAACUUGUGCAAGUUGAGAGUCGUUGACUAUCUCUAUAAGCCAGAAGUUGCGGCGAAAUGGGGUCUCACCGAGGAGCAACGCAAGAGAACUGGUGUUAUUGCGCAGGAACUCGCGACCGUGAUUCCAGACGCAGUUCGCGAUCUUGGAGAUUAUUUGACAGUCAACGAAUCGCGUGUGUUUUAUGAAACCGUUCUUGCAACUCAAGAGCUCUGUCGUCUCACUGGAGAUCUUGAUCAAAAAAUUAAUGAGAAAGUCGCUGAAAUUGGCCGCCGUCUUACACGAUAUGCUCGCCAAAAAAAGAUUGGCUCGUCAAUAAGCUCCGACUUGUACACGGUAACUUCUGAUGAUUGGACGGAGGAUUCGCGCUCGUUGAUGACGCUUUCGAGAAACACUCUCAACACCGAAACGCCAGUUGAAAAUAAACGACGCUUUCGUCGCGUGAAGAAGAAAUGCACUCCGCAAGGAAUUACUACUGAAAGAAAAUCAUGGGGAAGCUCAAUGACUCAAUCGACUAUUGUGACCCUUGUCGGAAUCAUGGCAAUUUGUUUGAUCGCCAUGUGCACCUUAUAUGUUCUUGACUGGCACAACCGCAACUAUGGAUCGGACAAAGGAUCUGCCUCGGAACCUGAAAUUUCAGCGGGAAUCUCUAGUGAUCAUGAAGGACCCGCCAAUCUUGUAGAUUUGCCACUAUCUGGACCCAAUAUGCCGUAUUAUCAAAUAGAUGCUCCUCCGUUAAUGCCGAACUGCGUAACACCGAAUUGCAAUAAAUACCCGUGUCUCGCCGAGCCGAGUAAUGGAGGAAAACCAUUCGAUGUGUGCCGCCGAAAUGAUAACUUGACGUUUGAUGAAUCGAGAUAUGCUGUCCACUCCGAUUUUCCUGGUGACGACCUUGGUACUGGUGUUAGAAUAAGGAUCCCUGAACAUCUGAUGACUAUUGGACCAAAGAAUUGCUAUGAUAAUAGCUGUGAUCGACACCGUGGAGUCUACAACCUAUACAUUCCUAUCACUCACUACUUUCCGUAUGACGAACUUGAGAUUGAUAUUGAAGUCCCAGUUGACAAGACAGUAAACGAUUGUGGACCAGUUCCGUACUUCUAUCAUCGAGUAUGCACGAACGCAUAUCCAUCAGAGCAACAGCUGUAUUCAAACAUGUUAUCUCCCAUCACCUAUCAAGUCAAUGCCGGCGGAUUCCAACAGGUUGCUUAUCGCUACCGUGUUGGACCUUCAACAUCGCUGUGUGACUUUGAUGAUUAUCCUGGAACGUAUGAGGAAUACAAUUUGAUAUUCUAUCGAACUUGUGCCAGGAGCAUGACUGAUGGAAAAUAA
Caenorhabditis bovis is the source of this 1557-nucleotide messenger RNA. Lineage: Eukaryota; Metazoa; Nematoda; Chromadorea; Rhabditida; Rhabditidae. The record is from the annotation of a GenBank genome assembly.